GCCAUCGGUUGACCAAUAGGAGCCGUCCUGGGCGUGAGUCGACCCUCUUCCCGCUGCGGUUGGCGCCCGCAUCGAGGGCGGGGUUGGCAUCGCGCCUUCCAGGAGACGUUGGGCGCUGCGCUCGGGCGGGCGGGCAGAGGCGGCGUCCGCUUUCUGCUGGGCGAUGAUGGCGAAGAGGGCUUGCACGAGACGCCGGAAGAUGCUGUCUUCUGGGAGGUUGACAGGAACAACUAAAAUGACAUGCAAUGGAAAACAGGUAGCUGUAAGAAAAACAGCACAUUCUGAUGUAGAAUCUGGGUGUUCUCUCUAUUCCAAAGACUCUGAAGAUCAGGUUGAAACUAUUCAUUAUGGCCUUGAUCACUGUGCAGCACUGCUCAAGGAUAUCUUGCAAAAUGAGGUUGAACGAAUAGAAACCGUUCAUCAAAAGACAGGAAAAGCAAGCAGUGUCAAAACAACAUCUAGACCCCUACUUAAUAAAGUGAAAAGGGGUGCAAAGAAAACUACUCUUUCUACGCAUGUACAUAAAGAAAUUGUGCCUGUAUCAAAUAGGAAACCAGCCUCUGUUAGUAAAACUGCUGUUGAAGAAGACAGAACCCCUUUAAACACUGAACAGCCCCUUGUUCAGCCAGUUCCAGCAUCUUUCACGCAAUGUUCUCCUGUAAUCCACCAAAAGUUGUGUAAGCAUGUGCAGACUCAAGUGUCUCUGCAGAAUAUCCAACCUCUACAAAUAUCCACUGGUAUUCCAGAAGUUCCACUUUGCCUCAUUCCUGAAAAUGGAUGUCAACCUGUUGCAGCAUUCGGUUACCAUAGACCUACUUCCACCCCAGCUCUGUCUCCACAGUAUACAGCUAAUCCGUCAGUUGUUCCGUCUGGCAUUUCCAUGGACAGCUGCAGCCAGUGUGCACCGCAGAUGGAACCCGGUCUUGCUCCAGCAGGUUUCAGUGCUUCCGCUUCUGUUGCCAAAGUGCAGCCUGUUCCUAUAUGUUCUGCUCAGCCCCUUCUACUUCAAACCACUCUGAACAAUCCUACAAAAUCCACAGUCCUCGCAGCACCUGGUAACAGAGAGGCUAUAUCAGACCAAGGAAGCCAGGACCGAAAGCUAAAAGAGACUGACCUAAUAAGGCGUAUGCACCUGGCUCUGUUGCAUGUACAUGAAAAAGAAAACAAACGUGGCAAGGCUAAUGGAAAGUGCCAGACUGUUGAUCCUAUACAAGCUCAGUCCUCAGAUUCCCAAGGAGAAACUGCUGAGGAACAUAGCGAGGAUACCCUGAGUAAACAGGAGGGAGUGGAUGGAGGUGACAUGGCACCAGUGAGAGAUACAGGUUGUCAGACUAGCUUCGACAAGGCAGAUUUAAAGCCUCAACGAGGAAGCUUGCAAGAAACAGCAACAAAAAUUAAAACAGUGAAGUAUUUUUUGAGAGAGCUGAAGGCUCUGCUCAUAGACCAUGAUGAUUCAGAAAUCUUGAGGCUGCUAAGAGAAGUGGAAGACUGUAUAUCUUUCUUGCCUGCUGCUGUUGACAGUUCAAAUGCAGAAGCCGAAAUAGCACUUGCUCUUCAACCUCUCAGAAGUGAAAAUGCCCAGUUGCGCAGGCAACUAAGGAUUUUGAACCAGCAGCUCAAAGAACAAAAGAGAGCUGCAAAAGAUUGCAAUCGGGAUGGCGAUAUUGAUUUUAUCUCGCUUCAGUCCUUGAACAGGACACUGCAGAGUCAAAUGAAUGAAUCCAUGAAAAGUAUUGAGUCACUGCAAAAUAAAAAUGAAGAACUAAUUAAAAUCCUAGAAAGCCAAAGGGAAGAAGAAAAAAGACUAACAAGAAUAAUCCACGAGAGAGAGCAAGAACUGCUAGAAAAGAAACAACAGAACGAUGUUGAAUUAACAAAGCUCAAAAUGGAAGCAGAUGAGAUGCUGGCCAACAUGAAGAGUUUCCAGUAUAAGGUAGAAGCAGCUGAGAAAGAGAACCGAAUCAUGAGUAUUACAUUGCGUCAGCGAGAUGCAGAAGUGGGCAGACUGCGCGAAUUGACAAGGGCUCUACAGGGCAGCAUGUCCAAGCUUCUGUCAGACCUCACUAUGGACACCAAGCCACCGAAACCAGGAAAGAGCCUAUCAAAAGCUCUCCUGGAAAUUCAUGAAAAACAGCUUCAGGGUGACAUGUACCCUCUUAGUGCUUUCGUAAUGAGCUACCUCCAAAAUGUAGAGAUUGAUCAGGUAAAUACAGAGCCCCUCUCAAAGGGGGAAACGAAAGAAGCAGAUCAAACGGAUGACAGGGCAGCUGAACACUCCCCUCAAAAGUCUCCUCUUGUUCCACAAGCAGUGCCGGCUCCAGCAAACCCAUUCGCCUUUCUAAAGCCUGAUGUGGAGGCAGCCAGUGAUUUGAGCACUCUAGUGGGGGGAGACAAGCUGGAUGAGACGAUUUAUAUUCCUUUGACUAGCAGUCCAUCAAAGAGAUUGGCGGUGGCAGCUGAAAGAUGUGGCAUGUCUCUCCAAGAUCCGAAAAACCAUGACUUUGGAUUGGCUGAUUCAAAACAGUUAAGCAGGUUUGGGGUGUUGGAUGAGGCAAAAGUCUUUGAUAAAUUCAGUGGUAGCUGCACUCUAAAGAAGACUGUGGAAAAUAAACCUGAAAAUAUGUGGAGGACAGCAACGCUGGAAAGCACGAGGCCUCAAACACAGCCAAAAGAAAUAACAAACAGAGCUGCUAAAGAGAUUUUGGAUAAUCCAGGCAGACUUCAGCCUGAUAAAUUCUUUUAUACUCCCAUUUCACAUUGCAAAGGAAAUGUGCAGAAAAAGGGCAUUGGAAUUUCUGCUCCCGACUCAAGUUUUUCAACCUUUGAUUGCUUGUCAAAAAAAUCAGAAUGGACUAUAUCUUCCUUUUCAACAUUCACUUCUCAGGAUGAAGAGGACUUUAAAAAUGGUCUUGCAGCCUUGGACGCUAACAUAGCAAGACUGCAAAAGACAUUGCAGAACAAUUUGACAAAAUGAGUUCUCAUGGAUGAAAUGGAGGAAGAGGCAUGCUUUUCUUAAUCUCAAAGUGAUUUUUUAAAAAAACCUUCGCACUGUUAUUUUAAUAGCCAGUUGUUUUCUGGAUUGAUACAAAAUUCAGUGUCCUUGUCCUACUUCAUUUACAGGAAAAAAAUGAUAAAAUCAAGUAAAUCUGAUUCUAAAUUUUGUAACUUAACCAUCGUAAAUAGACUGUUAAUUAUGAAUAUUUGUUUAUCACAUUAAAGCUUUUUAAGAUAA
Heteronotia binoei (common prickly gecko) is the source of this 3232-nucleotide messenger RNA. RefSeq names its product coiled-coil domain containing 14 (gene CCDC14). Gene Ontology annotation, biological process: protein localization to centrosome. The record is from RefSeq and is a predicted model, not a curated record. Bases 164 to 2974 code for a protein of 936 amino acids. Gene Ontology annotation, cellular component: centriolar satellite. The transcript is spliced from 13 exons. Lineage: Eukaryota; Metazoa; Chordata; Lepidosauria; Squamata; Gekkonidae.